Molecule: messenger RNA, 1027 nt
Organism: Aspergillus heteromorphus CBS 117.55
Lineage: Eukaryota; Fungi; Ascomycota; Eurotiomycetes; Eurotiales; Aspergillaceae
Exons: 3
Coding region: 1-567 (188 amino acids)
Source: RefSeq, a predicted model, not a curated record
AUGCCCUCCAAAUCGCAAUCACAAAACGAAUCCACCUACACAGACCCCGAGCUACGAAAAGAAGUCAAAGAGGAGAUCCACGCUAGCGACAAAGGCGGGAAACCGGGGCAGUGGUCUGCGCGGAAGGCCCAACUAACCGCGCAAACCUACAAAUCGCGUGGCGGGGAUUACACCACCAGCAAAGACGAGCAAAAAAGUCCACAAGAGAACCUCUCCAAAUGGAGCGAAGAGGACUGGCAGACGAAGGAGGGGACCGGGGCAGCGCUCCAGAAAGAUGGGACCAGGAAGAGGUAUUUACCGCGGAAGGCGUGGGAGGGGAUGAGUGAGGGGGAGAAGGAGCGGACGGAGAGGAAGAAGGUGAGGGGGGGUAGGGAGGGGAGGCAGUUUGUUGGGAAUACGGGGGUGGCGAGGAGGAGGAGGGGGGAGGUUAGUAGGGGGGUUAAGGGGGAGGAGAAUGGAGAAGAGGGCGAAGAUGAUCAGGAUGAAUAUGUUGAAGAUGAGGAUGAAGUGGAGGAGGAAGAAGAUGCUGAAGAGCAGACCCCCAAGAAGAAGCAGAAACCCACCUGAGGCUGAAUUAAGACUAUUAAUAAGUGAGGCUUAUCUGUGGAAUUCAGUGUACACAAGAUGAAAUUCAUCCCAGCACAGCUCAUCCUCGCGAUGCUUCCUCGUCAGUCCCUCGGCCUUGAUAGUGGCUCUGGGGCAGAUUGUUCAGCUCAUCCUCCUGGCGAUCGAGCUUAUAAUUCGUCAACCAGAACCCGAUCCCCCCGACAAAUGCCAGGAUUGCCACCACGGCGUAGUUCCAAACCAACAGCGGAUCGGCCGACAAGCCCACGAGCGCCUGACCGAUAGCCGAUGAGAAUGCGUUCAUAAACAGCGACACGGCCUGCACGAGAGACCGCAUAUUCCGCGGCGCCUUAGUAAAGGCAUACUCAAGGGACGUAAUAGACGCGAAGAUCUCCGAAAGGCCACCAAGCACGUAAAUCAGGGCCUGCACCCAGACAGAUAUUGGUGAGUGGGAGUUGUACUC